AUGGGAAAAUGUGACGAAGCUAAUGUCGAAGUUAGUAUGGGGGACUCGGCGUCCCCCAUGAAACCUGAUAAUUUCACCUUCACCGUACCUCCAGAGGCACCUGUCUUCGAGCCUACGCCUGAAGAGUUCCUGGACCCUUUGGCUUACAUUAGUAAAAUAAGGCCAAUCGCGGAGAAGUCAGGCAUUUGUAAGAUCAAACCCCCUGCACAUUGGCAGCCACCAUUUGCUGUUGAUGUUGACAGGCUAAGGUUCACGCCAAGAAUACAGCGAUUAAACGAGUUAGAGGCGAUAACGCGAGUGAAGCUGAACUUCUUGGACCAGAUAAUCAAGUUCUGGGAGCUACAGGGCUCCGUCCUCAAGAUUCCAACCGUCGAGAGGAAGCCCCUGGACCUGUAUUCAUUGCAUAAAAUUGUCAGAGAAGCAGGUGGUUUCGAGGUGUGCUCGGCGGAGAGGAAAUGGUCGAAGAUCGCCCGCCGCAUGGGCCAUCCCCAGGGCAAGGGCAUCGGCUCGAUCCUCAAGAGCCACUACGAGCGGAUCCUGUACCCCUACGACGUGUUCAAGAGCAGCGGCGCCGUGGGAGACAGCAAGGAGACGAAGAUCGAGGUGAAGCGCGAACGCACCCCGGAGAAGGCGCGCAGCCGGUCCGCGAGCAAGGGCCCGCCCGCGGCCGCCACGCCGCCGCCCGCGCCGCGCCGCUACAAGAGCUCGGAGCCCGAGCCGGCGGCGGAGGGCAGCCGCACGGAGGGCGCGCUGCCGCUGGCGCCGCCGCCGGCCGCCGAGCGCUCGCUGCGCACGCCCGUCAAGGACGAGGCGGCCGAGACGCGCCGCAGCCCGCGCGAGAACAAGUGGAUGGCGGGCGCGGCCAGCUGCGGCGGCCACGGCCACGGCCGCUCGCGCCGCCUGCAGGAGCACCGGCUCAGCAACAUGACGGUGUCGGUCACGCCGGCGCCCGCGCCCCAGCCGCCGCUCGCCCCCCACAACCCACACGACGCCCGCAACGCCCACAACCCUCACAACGCCGACGACCCGUUGGCCAAGUACAUGUGCCACGUGUGCGGGCGCGGUGACGUGGAGGAGCAGAUGCUGCUCUGCGACGGCUGCGACGACUCCUACCACACCUUCUGCCUGGUGCCGCCCCUGGCUGACGUGCCGAAGGGCGACUGGCGGUGCCCGGUCUGCCUUGCGGAGGAGGUAUCAAAACCGACCGAGGCGUUCGGCUUUGAGCAGGCGACGCGCGAAUACACUCUUCAGCAGUUUGGUGAAAUGGCCGAUCAAUUCAAGUCCGACUACUUCAAUAUGCCUGUUCACAUGGUACCAACAUCGACAGUAGAGCGAGAGUUUUGGCGCGUUGUUUCUUCAAUCGACGAAGACGUAACUGUUGAGUAUGGAGCGGACCUGCAUUCGAUGGACCAUGGAUCUGGUUUUCCUACAAAAAUGAGCGCACACCUUUACCCUGGUGAGCAACAGUAUGCAGAAUCCAGUUGGAACCUUAAUAAUCUGCCUGUACUGGAGGGCUCAGUUUUGGGACAUAUCAAUGCUGACAUAUCUGGGAUGAAGAUCCCGUGGCUGUAUGUGGGCAUGUGCUUUGCAACAUUCUGCUGGCACAACGAGGACCACUGGAGCUACUCGAUCAACUACCUGCACUGGGGCGAGCCCAAGACUUGGUACGGCGUGCCCGGCUCCAAGGCGGAGCAGUUCGAGGCGGCCAUGAAGGCCGAGGCGCCCGAGCUGUUCCAGCUGCAGCCGGACCUGCUGCACCAGCUCGUCACCAUCAUGAACCCCAACAUCCUCAUGAAGGCCGGUGUGCCAGUCUACAGGACCGACCAACACGCGGGCGAGUUCGUGAUCACGUUCCCGCGCGCCUACCACGCUGGCUUCAAUCAGGGCUACAACUUUGCUGAGGCUGUCAACUUCACCCCUGCCGACUGGCUGAAGCCGGGGCGCGAGUGCAUCGCGCACUACUCGACGCUGCGGCGGCCGUGCGUGUUCUCGCACGACGAGCUGGUCUGCAAGAUGGCGCUGCGGGCCGACGCGCUCGGCGCCACCGAGGCGCUGGCCGCGCACCGCGACAUGCGCGCCAUGCUGCACGAGGAGCGCAAGCUGCGCAAGGCGCUGCUCGACUGGGGCGUGACGGAGGCGGAGCGCGAGGCGUUCGAGCUGCUGCCGGACGACGAGCGCCAGUGCCAGCUCUGCAAGACCACCUGCUUCCUCUCGUGCGUCACGUGCAGCUGCACGCCGCACGUGGCCUGCCUGCGCCACUACCGCCACCUCUGCGCCUGCCCGCCGGCCGACCACAAGCUCAGGUAUCGCUACACUCUGGAUGAGCUCCCGGCCAUGUUGGAGAAGCUAAAGAAGAAAUCGGAAUUAUUCCGAGAGUGGGCCGAGGCGGUGCAAAACGCACUCGACCCGGACACGCCCAAGACCUGCGACCUGGACGGGCUGCGUGCCCAUCUGAGACGAGCCCACGAACUGAAGAUGCACAAAACGGAGCUCGUGCGUGCGUUGGAGACGGCAAUAGAGGACGCGGAGAAGUGCGCGUCGGUGAUACAGCAGUUGGACCUGAACAAAAUGCGAACCCGCACCCGCCACCACGACCCCAAGUACCGGCUGACCAUCCACGAGCUGACGCUGUUCGCGCAGGAGAUCGACGGCCUGGCCUGCGUGCUGCCCGAGGGGUCAGCGGUGAAGGAAGUGCUGAGGCAGACUGAGGAGUUCGAGGAUCGGGCCACGGAGCAACUCAGCAAAGACCUGGAGGAGAUAGAUGCGGCAGGCAUACGGGAACUCGAGGAGGUGGUGGAGCUGGGGUCGCGGCUGUGCAUCGUGCUGCCGCAGCUGGGCGGCGCGGCGGCGCGGCUGCAGCAGGCGCGCUGGCUCGAGGAGGCGCGCUCGCUGCGCGCGGACUGCGGCGCGCUCACGCCGCCCGCGCUCGAGCGGCUGCUGGCAGAGGCGGACGCGCUGCCGCCGCACCGCCGCAUCGAGCGGGAGCGCGCCGAGCUGAUGGCCCUGCGAGCGCAAGUGGAGGAGUGGGAGCGGCGCGCGCAGGCGGCGCUGGUGGACGGGCGCGAGCCCUCGGAGGAGGGCCAGCACACGAGCCUGGCCGAGCUGGAGGCCUUGUUGGCGGACGGCGACGAGAUCGAGGCGGCGCUGCCCACGCACCACGCGCUGCACCAGGCGGUGGCCCACGCGAGGGACUGGCUCGCCAAGGUGGAAGAGAUGCAAUCGAAAGACCUGUAUCCGUACAUGCACAGUGUAGAGAAUUUGGUGAAACGCGGACAACAGAUACCUUUAGCGCUCUUCGAGAAGGACCAACUGGCCGCUGCGCUGCAAUCGGCCAGGGAGUGGAAGAGGGGCGCUGCGGAAAUGUUCCUUAAGAAGAAGUGGGCGGGGAGCCUGCUGGAGGCGCUGUCGCCGCGCUGCGAGGGCGGUGGCGUCGGUGGCGGGGGCGGAGGGGCGGCGGGCAAGAGGCGGCAGCGCGACGCCGCGGCCGAGGCGCCCGCCUUCCUGCACCACUUCAGCGAGGACGCCACGCCCACCGAGAUCGUGGCCGCCUUCAAGCAGGCCGAGCAGCAAGAGCUCGCCGCCGUCAAGGAGCUCAGGGCUCGGAACAUGCGGAAAGAUGUUCGCGCGCCGCCCACCGCCGGCGUGACGUUCUGCCUGUGCCAGAAACGCCAGUACGGCGUGAUGUCGCAGUGCGAACUGUGCAAGGACUGGUUUCACGCGGCGUGCGUGGCCGGCGCGCGCGAGGAGGCGGAGCAGCGCGAGGGGGCGGACGGGGCGGGGCGGUGGGGGCGGACGGGGCGGAGGGGGCGGAGUCGCCGGGGCGCGGCGAGCUGCCGUACGCGGGCGCCGAGCGCAAGUUCCUCUGCCCCGCCUGCACGCGCACCAAGCGCCCGCGCCUGCACCGCAUCCUGGCCCUGCUGGUGUGGCUGCAGAAGCUACCAGUGCGAC
Messenger RNA from Iphiclides podalirius (scarce swallowtail), 3948 nucleotides. The record is from the annotation of a GenBank genome assembly. Lineage: Eukaryota; Metazoa; Arthropoda; Insecta; Lepidoptera; Papilionidae.